Molecule: messenger RNA, 1158 nt
Organism: Penicillium argentinense
Lineage: Eukaryota; Fungi; Ascomycota; Eurotiomycetes; Eurotiales; Aspergillaceae
Product: NAD(P)-dependent alcohol dehydrogenase
Exons: 3
Coding region: 1-1158 (385 amino acids)
Biological process (GO): D-sorbitol catabolic process
Molecular function (GO): L-iditol 2-dehydrogenase (NAD+) activity; zinc ion binding
Source: RefSeq, a predicted model, not a curated record
AUGGCUAGUUCUCCCGCUAUCAGCAAGGGCCAAUACUUGCAUGGCUCGCAGCAGCUGCGUCUCGAGGAGCGACCGAUGCGCAUUAUCGGCCCGUCUGACUUGAGAAUCCGUAUCCGCUCAACAACUUUGUGUGGUUCCGACUUGCAUUACUUCAAAUUCGGCAAAAAUGGAUCAAUCGAAGUCAAAGAACCUCUGUGUGGUGGGCAUGAAGCAGCUGGUGAAGUGGUGGAAGUAGGUGCGACCGCACUGAGUACUGGGAAUUUCAGAGUCGGUGAUUCAGUGGCAAUUGAGAGUGGUGUUGCUUGUCUGGAAUGCGAGAGAUGCAAAGUUGGCCGAUACAAUAUUUGCGCCGAAAUGCGCUUCCGAAGCAGCGGCGCAUCAUUUCCUCAUUUUCAAGGAACACUCCAAGAAUACGUCGACCACCCCGCAGAGUGGUGCCACAAGCUACCCAAUGCACUCUCUUAUGAUGAUGGUGCUUUGCUGGAGCCUUUAUCCGUCUGCAUUCAUUCAAUCAACAGAGCUGGUAUGAAGCAAGGGGCACGAUGCUUAGUUUUUGGAGCCGGGGCAGUCGGUCUCCUGUGUGCUGCUGUUGCGAAAAUCGAACAUGAAUGCCCUGUUGUGAUUGCCGAUAUUGAUGAAGGUCGGGUUGCGUUCGCCCUGGAACAUAGUUUUGCAGAUGUAGGGUUUGUGGUCGUCCCGAAGAAAGGGGAGACCAUCGGAAGCCGUCUUUCCAUUGCGAAGAAUCUAGCUCUAGAGAUCGGGAAGUUGAAAUGGCCAGGAGGAGAUGAGGUUGGCCAGCUUGACCACAUUUUUGAGUGUACAGGAGUCGAAAGUUGCGUGCAAACGUCAAUCUAUGCGACUACGAAUGGCGGGGGCAUUGUGCUUGUGGGGAUGGGAACUGCCCUACAAACAUGGCCAAUCGCGGAGCUCACGGGCCGCGAGAUCAACGUCGUGUCAGUGUGGCGCUAUGUUAAUUGCUAUCCUCGGGCAAUUGAGAUCAUGGAAGGUAUGAGGGUUGAUGCUCUCAGACCAGACAUCACGAAGCUCAUCACGCAUCGGUUUGUCGGGCUUGACUCUGUUCCAUCAGCCUAUGACACUGCUAGUAAGACACGAGACAUUGAGUCUAAGUUGGUUAUCAAGACAGUCGUUAAUUUCUAA